Mus pahari (shrew mouse) is the source of this 2574-nucleotide messenger RNA. It is a transcript of the gene Depdc1, whose product is annotated as DEP domain containing 1. Lineage: Eukaryota; Metazoa; Chordata; Mammalia; Rodentia; Muridae. The record is from RefSeq and is a predicted model, not a curated record. The transcript is spliced from 12 exons. Bases 11 to 2431 code for a protein of 806 amino acids. Gene Ontology annotation, cellular component: transcription repressor complex; nucleus. Gene Ontology annotation, biological process: intracellular signal transduction.
UAAUGACAGCAUGGAGCGUCAGGGUGCUCCUCUUGGACCUUACCGGGCCACCAAGCUGUGGAAUGAAGUAACCACAUCUUUUCGAGUAGGAAUGCCUUUAAGAAAACAUAGACAACAUUUAAAAAAAUAUAACAAUUGUUUCACUGCAGUUGAAGCUGUAGAUUGGCUUUAUGAUCUGUUAAGAAGUAAUAGUAAUUUUGGUCCUGAAGUUACAAGACAACAGACUAUUCAACUAUUGAGAAAAUUUCUUAAGAAUCAUGUGAUUGAAGAUAUCAAAGGUAGAUGGGGAUCAGAAAGCCUUGAUGACAACAAUCAACUAUUCAGAUUUCCUGCAACUUCUCCACUUAAAACUUUUCCACAAAGGCAUUCAGAAAUCAAGAAAACCAACACAGAGUACUUUUCCAAAGACAAAGAUGGUAUUUUUAAAUUACGAAACUUAUCUCGUAAAACUUCGAAGAAGCGUGGAUUACAUUUCUCUCAGGAAAAUACAGAAAAGAUAAAUCAUGAAAGAAUAACCAGUGAAGACCUAGAAAUUGCACCUGACAACCAAGAAAUAAGCCAGGAAGAUAUUGAAGAAGUUUGGAGAUACGUUAUUAUGAUCUACCUGCAAACCAUUUUAAGUUUGCCAUCCAUAGAAGAACUCUUAAACCCAAACCAAGUAAUUCCUCAAUAUAUAAUGUACAACAUGGCCAACACAAGUAAACAUGGAGUGGUCAUACUACAAGACAAAUCAGACGAUCUUCCACAUUGGGUUUUAUCUGCAAUGAAGUGCCUUGCAAAUUGGCCAAGAAGUAAUGACACCAAUAAUCUAACUUAUGUUGGAUUUGAACGUGAUGUAUUCAAAACAAUUGCAGAUUAUUUUCUAAAUCUCCCUGAACCUCUACUUACAUUUGAAUAUUAUGAAUUAUUUGUGAACAUUUUGGUUUUUUGUGGCUACAUCACAGUUUCAGAUAGAACAAGUGGAAUACAUAAAAUACAAGAUGAUCCACGGUCUUCAAAAAUCCAUGAUUUAAGCAAUUUGAAUUCCUUCAAAUCAACUGAGUGUCUUCUUCUCAGUCUGCUUUACAAAGACGAAAGCAAUGAAGAGUUGGAUUCUACUAAAAGACUACAAAGAAAUGAUCAAGGAUUUCAAGAAAGAUGUGCCAAGAAAAUACAGCUAGUUAAUUUAAGAAACAGAAGAGCUAGUGCUAAUGACAUAAUGGGAGGAAGCUGUCAUAAUUUAAUAAGCUUAAGUAAUACAAAUGCCCUGUCCUCCAACAUCAAACCAAGGUGCUCUUCUUUGGAAGGAAUUGUAGAUAAGCCAGUGAAUUCAAGUGAAAAGAAGUCCAGUAUCUUCCACCUGUCUGUUCUGAACAUAGAAGAACAAAAUAGUAAGCAAUCAUUAGUGUCUGCACCCAAACAGAAAUCCCUAUUUAAUCUUCACUCAGACGAAAAUGCUCAGCUGCCACACUGUGUUGGUUUUAAAAGAACCUCUGCUUUGACUGUUCAAGACCAAGAAGAGUUAUGUAAUGAAAAGUAUAAGUCAAGACAGCUUUGUAGAUCUCAGAGUUUACUUUUAAGAAGUAGUACAAGACAGAAUAGUUAUAUCAAUAAACCAGUGGCUGAAAUUAUAAUGAAACCAAACGUUGGACAAGGCAGUACAAAUGAGCUCGGAGAGUCUAGUACCACAAUCAAUAAAAGACUGUGCAAAAGUACCAUAGAACUUUCAGAGAAAUCUUUCCCUCCAGCUGCUUCUGUGUUGACUGGCACACAAAGUUUGCUGCAACCUCAUUUAGAGAGGGUUGCCAUCAAUGCUCUACAGUUAUGUUGUUUGUUACUUCCCCCACCAAAUCGUAGAAAGCUUCAACUCCUAAUGCGCAUGAUUUCUAGAAUGAGUCAAAAUGUUGAUAUGCCCAAACUUCAUGAAGAAAUAGGUACAAGAUCAUUGAUGAUAAAUACUUUUUCUCGAUGUGUACUACGUUGUGCUGAAGAAGUGGAUCUUGAUGAGCUUCUGGCUUCAAGAUUCGUUUCUUUCCUAAUGGAUCAUCAUCAGGAAAUUCUUCAAGUACCCACUUAUUUACAGGCUGCAGUGGAGAAACAUCUUGACUACAUUAAAAAGGGCAAUGUUAAAAAUCAUGGAGAUGGACUAGUUGUUCCUUUGCCAACAUAUUCUUACUGUAAACAGAUUAGUGCUAAAGAAUUUGAUGAACAGAAAAUUUCAACUUCCCAAGCUGCAAUUGCAGAACUUUUGGAGAAUAUUGUAAGAAGUAAAAGCUUGCCUCUAAAGGAGAAAAGAAGAAAAUUGAAACAGUUUCAGAAGGAAUACCCCUUGAUAUAUCAGAAAAGAUUUCCAACCACUGAGAGUGAAGCAGCACUUUUUGAUGAUAAACCUACAAUCAAGCAACCGAUGCUGAAUUUAAGAAACCCCAAGCUUCACAGUCUGCGGUACUGACUUAAAACUUCAACAAAUGAAGCCAUACAUGAGAAUUUUUCUACUUAAAGGAAGUCUGUUGAUAUUAUAGGUUCCCUUCAAAGGACAUUAUACAAGGAGGUGACAAAGCAGUCUUCAUCUGUGCUAGGCUGCUAAAGCUACUG